Molecule: messenger RNA, 1303 nt
Organism: Nicotiana tabacum (common tobacco)
Lineage: Eukaryota; Viridiplantae; Streptophyta; Magnoliopsida; Solanales; Solanaceae
Product: GDSL esterase/lipase At3g26430-like
Molecular function (GO): hydrolase activity, acting on ester bonds
Source: RefSeq, a predicted model, not a curated record
CUUAUAUUUGGCAUAUAUCAGUAGUUGAAAGAAAAGUUGAGAUGAUGGACUUAACACAGAUUUUUAUACUAUUGUCUUUAAUGCCAACUCAAAUACUAUGUGUUAAGAGUUGCCAUUUUCCAGCCAUUUUUAACUUUGGUGACUCGAACUCAGAUACUGGUGGUCUUUCAGCAGCAUUUGGACAAGCACCUUAUCCCCAUGGUGAAACUUUUUUUCAUGCCCCUGCUGGUCGCUUCUCAGAUGGCCGUCUCCUCAUUGAUUUCAUUGCUGAAGGCUUAGAUUUGCCUUAUCUUAGCGCGUUCCUCGAUUCGAUUGGUUCCAACUUCAGCCAUGGAGCUAAUUUUGCCACAGCAGGAUCAACAAUUAGACCUCAAAACACAACCAUGGCUCAGAGUGGAUAUAGUCCAAUUUCACUGGAUGUACAGGGUGUUCAAUUCUCAGAUUUUCAUACAAGAUCCCAGACAAUUCGCCUAAAAGGAAAUAUCUUUGGCCAAUUGUUGCCAAAGGAGGAAGACUUUUCUCAAGCAUUAUAUACCUUCAAUAUCGGCCAAAAUGAUCUCACUGCUGGCUACAGACUUAAUAUGUCCACUGAGCAAGUAAAGGCUUAUGUUCCUGAUUUACUCUCUCAGUUAUCCAAUGUUAUAAAGAAAAUAUAUGCACAAGGUGGAAGAUCAUUUUGGAUUCACAACACUGGACCAGUAGGUUGCUUACCAUACAUUAUGGACCGCUUUUUGAUCACAGCGGCACAAAUUGAUAAGUAUGGAUGUGCUGAUCCUUUCAAUGAAGUGGCAAACUACUUCAACCUUCAGUUGAAGAAAACUGUUGUUAAGCUCAGGAAAGAACUUCCUUUAGCUGCAAUCACUUAUAUUGAUGUUUAUUCGGUGAAAUACUCACUCAUCGGUCAUGCAGAGAAGCUAGGAUUUGAGGACCCAUUUUUAGCUUGUUGUGGUCAUGGUGGGAAGUACAACUAUAACAGAUUCAUCAAAUGUGGAAGUAAGAAGGUGUUGAAUGGAAAAGAGAUCGUGAUCGCCCCAUCUUGCAAAGAUCCAUCAGUUCGGGUUAGUUGGGAUGGAACUCACUUCACUGAAGCAGCUAAUAAGUGGAUAUUUGAUCAAAUUGUUAACGGCUCGUUCUCAGAUCCUCCAGUUCCUUUGAGUUUGGCCUGUAACAGAGUUAACCAUUGAAUUUUGUACUCUUUAACAUACUGUCUUAUGUUUCCUUUCUAUUUGACCUUUAUAGAUGGAAUAAUCUCCUGUGUUUCAUGAAUGUCAUUUGACUGAAACAAAAGCUUAUUGAUUCACAA